Messenger RNA from Bombus terrestris (buff-tailed bumblebee), 1020 nucleotides. Its product is annotated as DET1- and DDB1-associated protein 1. Gene Ontology annotation, biological process: positive regulation of proteasomal ubiquitin-dependent protein catabolic process. The record is from RefSeq and is a predicted model, not a curated record. Bases 123 to 452 code for a protein of 109 amino acids. Gene Ontology annotation, cellular component: Cul4-RING E3 ubiquitin ligase complex. The transcript is spliced from 4 exons. NCBI's taxonomy places the organism in Eukaryota, Metazoa, Arthropoda, Insecta, Hymenoptera, Apidae.
AGUUUGGGUUCUGUGGCUGUUUAUUAAAAUGAUGGCAGUUGAUUCUAUAUCAAUUAAAGAAUUUUAAAGAUUAAUUUCUCGCUAAAUAGGUUAUUAAUACUUCGGGUGAUUGAUAUCGUGAUAUGUCAGAUAACUGCAAAAUGUCUGUUGCUGAAUUCUUAAAGGGUUUGCCUUCGCACAAUGAAAAUAAUUUUGCCAAUUUUCAUACAGACAGUGGAAACAGAACUUGUGUAAAAAAACCUUCAGUUUAUCUUCCUACAAAAGACCAUCCUUCAGAACAAAUUAUAGUCACAGAGAAAACAACCAUAUUAUUAAGGUACCUUCAUCAACAUUGGGAUAAAAAUCAUGCUGAUAGAAAACGUGAUAUUUUAUCUGCUAAUGGUGACUCAGAAGAUGAUGCUGCUACAGUCCAUAGCAAAAGGCCACGUCUUGAUUUAAACCAUACCGUUUAAAAUACACCUCAGUUAUAAUUUUCACUGUUUACUAAACUACAUUUCCAUUAUCUGCUAAACUAAUUUUCAUUCUCUAUUAAACUAUAUGAUUCUUGAAUAUUACAAACAUAUCUAUAGUUCAAAAAAAUUAUUUCUAAACGUUGCUCUUUUAGUUUCUAAAUAUAUAAUUUGGAUUAAAUAUUAUGUGAAAUAUAAAAAAUAUAGGGAAAAACAUUUUCAAGUAAUAUUUCUUUAGAUAUAUAAAGACAUUAUAUUUUUAUGCAAUCAUUUCGUACUACUUUGUAUUCUUGAAAUUCGGUUGAAAAAAUUCGUAUUAGCACAUUAAAUAAUGCUCUACAUUGCACAAUAUGUAGAAAUAAAUGGGUUCAUUACUACUGGUAAAAUGUAAAUCUGUAACUAAUGCAAAACAUGUACAUUACAAUUCUACUAAAAUUUCUUUAAUUCAGGUAGUAAUGGACCAUUUAUCUCGAAAUAAUUUUAUAAAUUUAUGUUACAAAUGCUCAUUUUAAAUAUGUACUGUAUAUUUAGUGAUAUAAGUUUUCAAUAUAUAUCUAAUUUAAGAAAAAUA